Molecule: messenger RNA, 2048 nt
Organism: Vigna radiata var. radiata (mung bean)
Lineage: Eukaryota; Viridiplantae; Streptophyta; Magnoliopsida; Fabales; Fabaceae
Product: protein PHLOEM PROTEIN 2-LIKE A10
Exons: 3
Coding region: 272-1519 (415 amino acids)
Source: RefSeq, a predicted model, not a curated record
UAGUUGCAUGAUGAUGAGUGUGCAGUGUUAUUUUAAUUACUGAGGCAAAGGAAAGUUAGUAGUAGUAGGAGUGUGGUGUAAUGAGAGAGAGGUGAGUUAUUUUCCCUCCAACCAUUCAGAUUUCAAUAACUAACUGCAUUUAUUUCAUUUCCUUCUCCCUUUGUUUUCGCUGCCUGCAUCUUCCCCUCUUAUUUUUGGGGUCAAUUUUAUAUCCGCUGUCAACUGCUGCAUUACCCAACAAACCAAUCUCACUUGGAUACAAUCCACUCUCAUGGACCUUCCGCUUCUCAGGAACUCUCUCCAUUUUUCUCCAAGAAAACGAAAAUACCUUCUCCUAAUUGCCUUCUUCGGUGCCUCCGGUUACGCCGCCUACAGGGCUUACAAUUCACCCUAUGUCGCUCAAAAACGCCGCCGUAUUGCCAAGCUCCUCAGAACCUUCGUUACCGUCGCCGAGUUAAUUUCCGAUUCUGCACACUCUCUCACCGUUAUCUCUAACGACUUUCACCAAUUCCUCGCUUCUGAUUCCGACGAGAUCCCCACCAGUUUGAAGCAAUUAGCGAAAAUCGCCAAAUCGAAGGAAUUCUCAACGUCACUGGCUAGGGUUUCCGAGGCUGUGACGAUUGGGAUUUUGUUAGGGUAUAACUCACGGCCGGGUAAUGAUAAUAACGGUAUUGCUCCCUUGGAAAUCACAUCGGAAGCUUCUAAAUUCUCUGAUAGGGUGUUAGAGAAGCUAUUCUCGAAGGCAGGGACGGGUUUUGCGUCCGUUGUGGUCGGGAGCUUUGCGCGGAACUUGGUUUUGGGUUUCUAUGGUGCCGAAUCAACGGAGGAGAGGUCUCAAUCGGCGGUUCCUAGAUGGGUGGAUGCGAUUUAUGAUGAGAGGUGUGGCAAGUUUAUUGGGGAUUGUGUGCAGAUUUUUGUGAGCACUGCGGUUGCUGUUUUUCUUGAUAAGACAAUGAAUGUGAAUACCUAUGAUGAAAUGUUUGCGGGCUUGUCGAAUCCCAGGCAUCAGGAGAAGGUGAAGGAGAUUUUAGUUUCCAUGGUUAAUGGGGCUGUUGAGACCUUUGUCAGAACUUCGCACCAGGUUUUGUCUAACCGGAGUGAGAGGUCGAAUUCGGGUUUAUCUAUGUCUUCUGUUGUUGUUCCAGCAAGUGAAGACGGGUGCCUGAAACAGGAGGUUUUUCUGCGGCAGGUCAGGAUUGGAAGCUCGGUUGGGGGGCCUCAGGAUGUUGGGUGGCUUGAACAGAUUAAGUCAACGCUGGCGGUGCCGGCUAACCGAAGGUUUGUGCUUGAUGUCACGGGGAGGGUAACGCUAGAAACGGUGAGGUCAUUUGUGGCGUUUUUGAUGUGGAGAAUAACGGAUGGAUUCAAAAGUAGUGUUUGUAAGGUUCAUGAUGAGGUAGUGAACAAAGGACUGGAAGUGGUUAGAUAUAUUGCAGCCAAGUCAUCGGUUAUUUUUACCCUGUGCCUUGCUUUGUAUUUGCAUAUUGUGGGUGGUAGUAGGAUUGUUUUGCCUGCUUAGUAUGAUGUUUCAGCCUACCUCUUAAUUGUAAUGCAGUUGGAAUAUAAUGCAGAAAAUUCGGAUCUUUCAGUUAGGCAGCAUAUAUAUGUUUCCAGCUUUCCUUUCUCUAUAAAGUUUAGAUUUAGCAGAUUUGACUCUCUGCAACUGCCAAUUGGAAGUGGCUGUCGGGUUUGUAUCUGACAAAUUUUGAGAUUGCCGAUGUUGUGAGGUAUGGCAAUUAAAUCUUAACCCAUGGCCAUUCAUAUCUGAUCCUGCCCUGAUUUUGAUGGAGAAAAUAUGCUUUGACUGAGGAUGUUCAUAUUUUUUCCAAUUUGCAAUAGUGGCAUGUGUAUGAUUAUGUAUCUAUCUGCACCUGAACCCACUUUAAAGUCACACAUGUGGAUGGUGUACUUCGUGAGAGAUGAGAAGUACGAAGGUGCGCUGUCGAUUUACUAUUCUCGCCUUUGAUUCUUUCUCACUGUUUCUGAGACACUACACAUGUAUAUGUUCUCUCAAUCUUAUUUCUUAUCAUGGUUGAAAGGUAUUAUAA